AUGUCACCUUCAGAGGAAACUGCUCCUCUUUCUUCUUCCUCAUGGUCUUCUCCUUCAUCUUCCCCGCCAUCUUGGUCUUCAGGCAGUGUCCCAGGGAAUGCUCUGAAUGGCUUCUCCCCACCUCAGUCUCCAAAGAAGAAGACUUGGCCUCUUGAUUACUGGAGGAACACACCUAUCUGCGCGGUAGAAUGUUCCCUUAGUGGGGACCAUGGCGAAGCUUGCCUUGGGGCAUCUGGUCUGGCCACCUACAGGGGCCAGGCCAGCCCUACCUGCCUGGCCCAGGAGCUCGUGAUAGCUUACAACUUGCCCUUGCAGGUCUCAAGAGGUCACUUCAGCCCUUCUACCCCAAUCUUUCUGAGGCGCGCCAGAGCCCAGGGAACGCCCAAGCACAUGCACCUGUAUCUGCCUCCUGACCAAGUGCUGGAGCAGAUGGAGUACCGCGUGGUGAGGCCCCAGCCACCCAGCCCUGCAGAAAUGGCUUCGGAUGAGUGUCAGGAAACAGAGGCCCUUCUUGGGGACACCAGAAGCUUCCACAGAGGCCCACACGCCACUGGAGCGAAGGCCAGGUGUUUGCCGGACCAAAAGCUACCUCCCAGGGCUAGAGCUGACCCAGGAGAAAGGAACACUGGCCCCAGAAGGAGAGAGGAGGGUGGGUCAGAGCUGGUAGAGGGGAAGAGGCCGAGCUUGAAGAAGUUAGUCCUCACCCCGGAGCAGAAGACAAAGCUGCUGGACUGGAAUGACUCCCUCCCUGAGAGGGUGAGUCUGGAAGCUGGGGCACUACCUGCCCGGGAGGGUCCUAACAGUGGUCGAGGAGGCCAUGUGCUGAAACCAGUCAGCCCCUUGCUGCUCCCCCAGACAGCGCGAGAGACCUCUCCAGCCCGGGGAAAGGCUCAGGAGAAGACGCGGACCCCAGCUGAACAGGCUCCAGGGGAGCAAAGCAUCCCUCCACCCAAGUCCCCACUUCGGCUCAUAGCAAAUGCCAUCCGGAGGUCCCUGGAACCCCUCCUCCCCAAUUCUGCCAAGCCAGAGUCAAAGCCCUUGCCCACCAGCCAGCCGCACGCCUGCGCUCGCUCUUUCAGCCUUCGCAAAAUCAGCUCCAAUAAAGACGGCAGCCAGCGGUCCCCAGGGAGAGACAUGCCUUCACACCUUAGCUUUCCUGACCCUGCCUUCUGCACCCACAGUUUGCCCAGCCGGCCGUCCAAGAUGCUUCCUGCACUCAUGUCCCCAUCCUGCCCCAAGAUGGAAGAUGUCCCCACACUCCUUGAGAAAGUGAGUUUGCAAGAGACCUUCCCAGAUGCUUCUAGGGGUCCAAAGAGAAAGAUCUCGCUCUUCUCCUCCCUCCGACUCAAAGACAAAUCUUUUGAGAAUUUCCUCCAAGAAUCCAAACAAAGAAAGGACCUCCAGGACCUCUUUGGCAUCCGCAGAGGCAAAGGGGAGCCCGUGGACAGUGCCCAGCCCCUGGAGAAGCUGGCACAGCCUUCCAGCAGCACCUGCCUGGAGCAGAGCGUCCUUCCUCCCUCUCCAGACAAAGAUGCAAUAUUGUUGAUUUGGAUCAAUGAUCGAGAUGUGGCAGUUACUGUCACUACUGAUGAUGAUGACAAGAUUUAUUUAGGCACCACCAGUGAACCAGUUGCCGUGUCAGGCUCUUUUCAGCCUUUAACCAUCCACUACAGUUCUGCACGUCCCAAACACAUCCCUCUCCGAGUGCAGGUGACGGAGGCUGCCUCUUCUACCUCUUCCACCAGCUCCUCCUCUGGAGAUGAAGAUUUUCAUCCCCAGCCUUCGUUGCAGCCAAAGGAGAGGAAGACACUUAGAAGAAGGAAGCUGAAGAACGCAAUAAAACAAUUGGUUAAGCAAGAAGAAUUGAAAAGACUUCAUAAAGCUCAGGCCAUCCAGAGGCAGCUGGAGGAGGUGGAGGAGCGGCAGAGGGCUUCCGAGAUCCGAGGCGUGCGACUGGAGAAGGCGCUGAGAGGGGAAGCAGAUUCAGGCACACAGGAUGAAGCUCAGCUUUUGCAGGAAUGGUUUAAGCUGGUUCUGGAGAAGAAUAAAUUAAUGCGAUAUGAGUCGGAGCUACUGAUCAUGGCCCAAGAAUUAGAAUUGGAAGAUCAUCAAAGCAGACUGGAACAGAAAUUAAGAGAAAAAAUGCUCAAGGAGGAAAGCCAGAAAGAUGAGAAUGAUCAGAAUGAGGAGCAAGAAAUACUCAGCGAGAUGAUGCAAGUAAUUGAACAAAGGGACAGACUCGUGGACUCCUUAGAGGAGCAGCGCAUCAGAGAAAAGGCGGAAGACCAGCACUUUGAAAGCUUCAUAUUCUCCAGGGGCUGUCAGCUGAGCAGGACAUGAGCAGCCCAAGGCGCUCCCCCCCGGAUGCUGGCUGAGGGUCAGGCCAGGCACACCUCACUCACUCGCGGCUCCUUUCGUAGGAUCUGCCAUACGUGAAACUUAAGUGACACCCUACUGAGAUUUCUUCUUAAAAUUCUCCCAUAUGGAGUACAGCUGCCCGAGACCCUUUCAGAAAUUAUAAUGAAGACUAUACAAAGAUGGUUAGGGAAUUGGCAGUCACCUUGGUAAGGUCUCACACUGGAGGUGACCUUGGCAGAUGACCAGCAUUGUUUUCCCCGGAA
Molecule: messenger RNA, 2621 nt
Organism: Hyaena hyaena (striped hyena)
Lineage: Eukaryota; Metazoa; Chordata; Mammalia; Carnivora; Hyaenidae
Gene: MICALCL
Product: MICAL C-terminal like
Exons: 11
Coding region: 1-2340 (779 amino acids)
Source: RefSeq, a predicted model, not a curated record